This is a messenger RNA of Laetiporus sulphureus 93-53, 1435 nucleotides long. RefSeq lists its product as uncharacterized. The transcript is spliced from 10 exons. The coding region runs from base 314 to 1228 and encodes 304 amino acids. Lineage: Eukaryota; Fungi; Basidiomycota; Agaricomycetes; Polyporales; Laetiporaceae. The record is from RefSeq and is a predicted model, not a curated record.
ACAGGGAAGCAGCUCUUCGCAGAUGAUUGAUACUGUCUGGUACUACGCCGAUCACGUCUGUGUGGAUGAUCAGUCUUCUAACGUUCUGAAGAAGCUCGUUGAGAACAAAUUCUGAAGCAGUUGCUUGUUUCCGAUCACUGUCUUUCCGCUUGUCAGCUUGUGGCCGACAUGCAGUCGCUAGGGAAAAUGCUAUGUUAUAAAGCUUGUAGAGCGAGCGCUGGGGAGCGCUGGAUGACGACUUCUACUCACUUGAUUACUGCGAGGUACCGGCUGGCACUGUCUUCGCCUCAAUUACUACCCGGAAAACGGUUCCAUGCUCACUUCGGAAAUAGUCUCGGAGUACGCAGGUAUCACGGUGAUCAAGUACCUCAAUGUCACCGCCACUUGCUGCCUCGUUUAUGAUAUGCUCAUUCAUCUCGGCGAUGAGAUCGAGUACAUCUGGAGGGCAUCGCACUCAUGGAUGAAGUGGAUAUAUGCAUUCAUCAGGCACUUUCCGUAUGUUGUUCCCAUAACAAUCAACGUUUUUCUCCCUGGAGCAAGCGGUGGCAGUCGGCUGCACUCGAACCAAUGUCGAGGGUUCAUCAUAUACCAAUUCAUCGCAAAUGAAGCGCUAACUGUAGCUGUCGAGGUUAUCCUGAUCGCACGAGUCUGCGCCAUGUUUAAACGCAACAAGCCCGUUGUCGGCCUCGUCAUCGCGCUUUUCGCCACGGAAGUCGCCGCCAUGAUCACCUUUCUCGCUUUCAGCAUACCCAAAAUCCAGUUCAGCCCGACAUGCCUGAUCACACACACACCCGGUAUCUUCACGUCCUACUGGCUGUGGUCUCUCGCGUUCGAGACCUUCCUCUUCGCCAUGACCUUGAUCAGCUUUUUCUCUGAUAUGCGGCGAGGCCUGUCGGGAAGCUCCGUGUUGUACAUUCUAGUCCGAGACGGGAUGUGGGCAUACGCUGACAUCUUUGCUAUCAUGCUACUUAACACGCUGUGCUAUCAUCUCAUAGAUGGUUCCCUUGCGGGGCUUUGCUUUUGCUGGGAGUUUGCUAUAAUGUCCAUCGCGGGACCCUAUAUCUUGCUCAACUUGCGACGGUUCAGUCAUCGUUCGCAUGGAACUGAAGGGACGACGUUGGGGGUGGAGCUGCUCGGCAGUGUCGAAUUCGCCGGCCGCUCGAUACCUGUUGAAGACUGGAUGUCAGACAGUGUUUCCUAUGGCACUGUCGGACAUGAUACGACGUGAACUUUUGUGAAACGUAGACGAGCAUAUAAAUAGUUCAGACCAUGUUACGGCUGUAUAGUCCUGUCGUUGAUUAUCGUUAUCCGAGAGAGUAGUAAUUAUUCUGCAGAUUACCCGCCCGAGGAGAUACGAUACUUGUAGCUUUUCACUUUGCAAUCUCGUCCGCUGGCUCAGUUGUCGAAUGGAGUUGCCAACCUUUUGUUUGCCCAU